Molecule: messenger RNA, 2536 nt
Organism: Zychaea mexicana
Lineage: Eukaryota; Fungi; Mucoromycota; Mucoromycetes; Mucorales; Lichtheimiaceae
Exons: 10
Coding region: 175-2265 (696 amino acids)
Molecular function (GO): long-chain fatty acid-CoA ligase activity; long-chain fatty acid transmembrane transporter activity
Source: RefSeq, a predicted model, not a curated record
CUCUUUUAAGCAUCAUUAAGUGUCAUCUUCUCCGCACCAAAUUUGGACGCAUUAAACUUACAUAAGGACAACCACAGCGAUACAGCAUAUCGUCACCUAAUAUUUCAUAUUACGGCAGUAGUCAGCCUUAACCCCGUCGGAGUGGCAUGUGAAUCGCUUGGCCCUCUUCCCAUAAUGAUUUAUAAAGGGCCCAAGGUCUUAAAUGACCAGCCAGCAGACAACGAAAUCCCGACUCGCUUCUCGAGUAAAAACGCCACCCCAUCUCUUUUCGGCUUCUCUUUCUCUUUUCUUUCCACACUCCUCUCACUUUCUUUUAUAUACCUGAAUAACAAGAACAACAACAACAGCAGCAGCACAAUGGAUCCAGAUUCCCUUUUGACAGUUGCCAGUGCCGGCCUUGGCGGUCUCCUUGGUAGCAUGUACCUGGACGCACGACUUUUAUUGAGCAGAGAUCUCCACCAGAUCCGUGCCGGCGCCGCCUCUCAAAUCUAUCAUCGACUGUGGACAUGGCAAGACAAGAUGCAUCUGUACUAUCGUUUCAAGGCCAAGGCUAAGGAACAUCCUCAGCGAGUAUUUGUUAUUUUUGAAGGCAAAGCAUAUACUUUCCGUCAACUUGAAAUAGCAUCCAACCGUUUGGCCCACUGGCUCUUGGCUCAAAAUGUGAAAAAAGGCGAGAUCGUCUGCAUGAUGCUCCAAAACCACCCAACGUUUUACAUUACUUGGUUGGCCAUCUUAAAGAUUGGCGCUACACCUGCACUUAUCAACACGAACCUUGCUGAAGAUUCCUUGUUUCACUGUAUUAAUGUUGCCAACUCCAAGCUGUUUGUGUUUGAUCCAAAAUACGCAGAGGCCGUUGGUACGAUUGCCGAUCGCUUAAAGGUUGAAGGCGUUGCGUUAUAUUCGUAUGGCGAGGCUACCGAAAACGAUGAAUUACCCUCACUCUCCAUUGCUCCGACCUUGACGCCUAGUGUUCUGGCCAAGUAUAGCGUCAAGGAUACGGAUGAAAAGUUGUUGAGUGGUGUUAGUAACUCGGAUCCGGCCAUGUUGAUUUAUACCAGUGGUACCACUGGUUUGCCCAAGGCUGCUCUUAGUCAGCACGCUCGUGUCAACUUUGGUGCUAUGAUGUAUUCGGGUGUUACUGGCGUCAAACCCGAAGAUCGCGUCUAUUGUGUCUUGCCCUUGUAUCAUAGCUCUGGUAUUAUUGUAUCAAGUGCAGUUGCAUUACAGGCUGGUGCUACAAUUGUCUUGGGACGAAAAUUCUCUGCAAGCCGUUUCUGGGAUGACUGUGCCAAGUACAAGGUCACAGUGUUUACAUAUAUUGGCGAGUUCUGUCGAUACUUGUUGAGCCAACCUAAGCAUCCUCAAGAGCGUAACCAUAAUGUACGUCUCGUCUAUGGCAACGGCAUGCGUCCUGAUGUAUGGAAUCGCUUUAGAAACAGAUUCCGUAUUCCCGAAAUUUGCGAGUUCUAUGCUGCUACUGAAGCACCCACAACGCUGUUCAAUGUCAACAAGGGUGUCCUCGGCGCUGGCUCGGUGGGUCACCGUGGCCCUCUCUUCCGUGGCAUCCGUCGCGAAAUCAAACUUGUCAAGAUCGAUCCUAUCACUGAAGAGGCUCUCCGUGGUCCUGAUGGAUUAUGUGUUUUGAGUGGCUACGGUGAGCCUGGUGAAUUGUUGGUGCGUAUUGAUAACUCGGACGCCCUUACAUUCGACGGCUACUACAAGAACGAAAAGGCUACCGAGAAAAAGAUUUUGCGCAAUGUUUUGCAAAAGGGUGAUGCUUACUUCCGUAGUGGCGACCUGCUGCAGAUGGAUCGCGACGGAUUUUUCUUCUUUGGAGACAGAAUUGGCGAUACGUUCAGAUGGAAGUCUGAAAAUGUAGCAACUACAGAAGUCGCCAACGCCAUCGGUUUGUACCCGGCUUUUGCUGAGGUCAAUGUCUACGGUGCGGUUGUGCCCAAUCAUGAUGGCCGUGCCGGUAUGGCCGCUGUUGUCGUCAAGGAGGGCGAAACUUUGGAUUUCAAAAACCUCCACGCUUACUUGCGCCAAAAGUUGCCUCGCUACGCUAUCCCUGUAUUUAUCCGGUUUGUACCUGCCAUGGAAUUGACGGGCACGUUCAAGCAACAAAAGGUCGAAUUUAGAAACCAGGGCAUCGAGCUCGAAAAGAUUCCAGAAUCGGACCCUGUCUUUUGGUUGCAGGGCGACACCUAUGUCCGUUAUACUCUCGAGGAUCACGCUCGAGUCCAGGCUGGUGAAGUCAGACUGUAAAAAGAAAGAUGUCUACUGUUAAACGAUCUUAUAGAUAGAAGCAUACUAUAUAACCCGCCGCUUACCCCAUAACUCCCUCUCCCUACACGAUUCCCUUCUCUUUGUUCCUUUCCUUCUAGUGCAAUCCAUUCUCCUUCUCUUCUUUUUGAAAGAACACAAAGAUUUUUUAAGUAACAAUAUGCAUUUGGCAGUUUAAAAAACGCAGAGAUUCGCCAUUCUUUUGUUUUCUUUUAUGUAUAUAAAUUUGAAAGGGAAAAAAGAGAUACACACA